GUAAGCGCCGUGGUGCAGUGUUGAAAGAUUGCUCGACUGUCUUCAUAAUGGCGUGGUUGCGCGGUGACGAUGGAUCUGGAUCUGGAUCUGCUGCAGCACCACGGCUACAGCCCACCACAAGACAACUUACUCGACUGCGUGGAUCAAUACUAUGCAAGUGAGCUCUGCGACGAGACCGCUUCUUUGGAGGUCCAGCAUUUUCUGCACCCCCGGGACGAUGCUUGGUCCUACCAGUACGCACACAUCCCAUUCACCCGAUGCAUCUCAGCAUUGACCGCUAGAGAGUUCAAUGGGAAUGGACCCUGGGGACAUCAGGCUUUGGUUGGCGCAGGUACCAUGACUUGUCUUUGUGAGGACCGAGGCCUUGGUAGUAGGACUGUGCGGGCGUACGAGCGUACAAGCGUACCAGCCCACUGGCAUUGAGUUACAGUGUGUGUGAUGGCUGGGCGGUGUAUGUAUGUUUCUGUAUGUUACUUUUUAGGGCUGAGUGAGGCUGCAUGCAGCAGGCCGCUGAGGUGAGCGCGCAGAGAGCAGAAACCGCGGACCGCAGGCAGAUUGCGACCUCAAGCCUUGGCAAGAUUUGACGGAGAUGCCCAGGUCGGCCAAAUCAGUCCACGAGUGCAGACAAGAAGUCGUGCCGGGCCGCAGGAUGCAGGAUGCACGACAGCAGCGAGGGCGGGGAUUGAAGCUGUCACAAUGGUUCGAUGGAGGAGCCCCUUUGGGGCCCUUUGUCGAUUCAAAUGCCGCGGUUCGGACCCUGACAAGCCUGAGAUGGAGGUAAGGAAGUCGAAAGUGGAUGACCUUUGUCUGACAAUGACCGAGGAUCAGGCAGAGUACACGGUACUUGUGUCUUCCACCACAUUGGGUGCGGAGUUGGAGGUCUCAGCUACCCGCUAGCUCGGGGCUUGGCCCGUUUCCUUUCCGGAGCGGAGAGCUUGAGUGCUGUGGGCAAGCGACGGGCCAAUAGAGCACCCCGGAUUACUGUGUCAGUUGGGUGUCUUGGUCGGCUUCGGAGAUGGUGGGGUCUUUUGCCUUUGCAAGUCAGGCCAGGUACGAAUACGCUUUGGAUCUAGAUCAGAUCCCGAAUUACCGGCCGAGGGAAGCCUUUUUUUUUUUUGUGUGUGUAAUGUUGUCCUUGUGAGAGGGAGACUUCCGGUGCUGCACUGCACAUCCAUUGGCUAUGUGUUUCAUCAAUUGUCAGGCAUUUCGCAGUGGAAUUGCCAUCCCAUUGCAUGCAAUUGCUGGGUGGUCGGUCGGAAGUCGGGGGGAUGGAGAGAGACAAAAAAAAGGACCACCAAGGAGGCCAGCCAUGGAUUGAUUGUACAGGAGAGGACAGAUGAAAAGGAAGAGCAGAGACAGACGGCAUAUACAUAAUAAUAUCUAGUCAUCUAA
Diaporthe batatas is the source of this 1392-nucleotide messenger RNA. RefSeq lists its product as uncharacterized. The transcript is spliced from 2 exons. Lineage: Eukaryota; Fungi; Ascomycota; Sordariomycetes; Diaporthales; Diaporthaceae. The record is from RefSeq and is a predicted model, not a curated record. The coding region runs from base 70 to 423 and encodes 117 amino acids.